Molecule: messenger RNA, 2193 nt
Organism: Aureobasidium melanogenum CBS 110374
Lineage: Eukaryota; Fungi; Ascomycota; Dothideomycetes; Dothideales; Saccotheciaceae
Product: SEC7-like protein
Exons: 1
Biological process (GO): regulation of ARF protein signal transduction
Molecular function (GO): guanyl-nucleotide exchange factor activity
Source: RefSeq, a predicted model, not a curated record
CCGACAGCCGAUGAGAGAGAACGCGCUCGUCAAAUUUAUCAGGGCGAAGAGCAAGAAUUGCUUAAAGACGAGGCUGCUCCAUGGCUUGGUGAUAAGAAUCCCGUCAGCGCUCGCACUCUUACUGCGUACAUGGACCUCUUUGACUUUGCCAAUCGAAACAUUCUCAGUGGCUUGCGCAUGCUCUGCGAUAGACUCGUGCUGAAGGGAGAGAGUCAACAGGUCGACCGCAUUCUGGAUGCCUUUUCUAGAAGAUGGGACGAAUGCAAUACCCACAACGGCUUCAAAGGGCCAGGUGUAGUACACGCCAUUUGCUAUGCACUGUUAUUGCUCAACACUGAUCAGCACAUGGCCGAUAUUCAACACAAGAUGACACGAUCCGAAUUCAUCAAGAAUACCAUGCCUGCGAUUAAAUCGGCUGCAGAGAGUGCAACCAUCCGACCGUCUCGUUCUCAAAGACCUUCUUUGCCUUGGUCAGACACCACACCCAAGUCCCCUGAUGAUGAUGACCGAAGCUCUAUCGAUUUCAGAAGGUCGACCAAGCGUCUCUCAUUCAGGCCGGGCAUGGGCAGAUAUGAAACUGAUCCUGGUCCGGGUGAAAAUGCAGAAUUCGGCUCAAUGAACCAUAUGGUCAAUCGUCCCUUCGAUGGUCCUGACCAUAAGUGGUUGUCAGAAGUUGAGUCAGUACUCAAAGCAUUUUACAACUCGAUUGUAUCCUUGGCUCUUCCUCUACAUGGCUCUCAGAAAUCGAAAGAACAGCCUGGUUCAUCCCACAGCCCUGCGAACCUCGCUGUUGCAGGCAACCUAAGGCGCACUGGUUCUAUCAUAUCCAAAGCACCUUCUGAGGGCUUCUCCUACCGCAGCAAGAGAAACAACAGCGCUCUAUCAUCACAUUGGAACGCAAGCAAUAACAGAUCGAGGCAGAAAAUCUACCCUGCUUCAACCGUUGGCUCAACCCGAACCUCGAUCGAUGAUGGCCGAUCUGUUUGGAGUCCAUCUGCACAAAGCAGUAUGUGGAGCAAGAUAUCCAUGGGUAGGACCCAGACCACGAUGAGUGUUGAGAGCUUCGCCGUUCAUCCAGACUUCAAGCAGAGCCUAGGAUUUACCAAUGCCUUGUCGCAAGCAAUCAUCCGAGAAGAAAGUGCAGGUGAUACUGAAUCAGUCAUGAAAAUUGGCACAGUGCUCGAAGAUGAGAGUCUGGAGUUGGCUGGUGCGCCUUGGGCCAAAGAAGGCAUGGUUAAGCACAAACACCAUCUCGAUGGUCCUGAGAAGAAGGCCAAGGAGCGCAGCUGGAGUGAAACUUUUGCUGUGGUUGAGAAAGGAUAUUUGCAUCUGUUCAAUUUCAACCGGACUACAACCAAGAUCAACGAUAUGCGUAGCACCAAGCGCCAGCUACCGAAGACAGGCAAGGCUGCUAGUGUAACACCUUCUGUCGUGGGUGGCGGUAAUUGGACUGACAACGCGGACGAAACUGACCAAUUCCUGCUGAGGCAAUCUCUUGCGACUGUUCUACCGCAUCCGGGCUAUAGUAAGACUCGUCCGCACGUUUGGGCAUUGAGCUUACCGACUGGAGCUGUUCAUCUGUUCCAUGUUGGCACUGCGGAGAUUGCAGAAGAGUUCGCCUCCACUGUGAACUACUGGUCUGCGCGCCUGAGCAAAGAACCUUUAGUGGGUGGUGUUGACAACAUCGAGUACGGCUGGAGUGAUAACAUCAUCAACCCUGCUCUUGUUGGCAACAGCAAUGGAGAACCGCUUGCGAAACCUCCGUCCAGAGCUGGAAUCAGUCACGCAUACUCUACAUCUGUCAAUAGUGUUGGCAAACAGAGUAUGCAAUCGACUGUCCGUGGCUCUUUUGACCAAACAUUCGGAUCAAGAUCCAGACUGCCUGGGGACCGUGCUCAUAUCGCUGACUGGAAGCCUCCUGCAGCAUCGAUGCUGCCGUCACAGCUGCUCGAAAUUGAUCAACUUCGCAGUCUCAAAGCAUAUGUGGCGUCUGUAGAAUCUGAAUUAGAGCGUCACAAUGAGUUGCGAAACGCCGUGAACCUUGCCUACACGAAUCACCACGGUCAAAACUGGAACAAGGUCACCGCCAACUGGGAGAAGAAGAGUGCUUAUCUUCUGCGUGAAGUCGUCAAGUUCAGAACCUAUAUCGAAGCUCUCGAGCGAGCUGGUCGCGAGAAAGAAAAGGUCUACCAG